CAGUAUUGAAAGCGUCAAGAACUAAAACAACCAGCAGACGUAAGAAGAAUGACUUUGCAAGCGCAACUUCAAAAUAGAACCAAACGAAAGCCUAAUCUUAACGGUAAAAUAGGUACAACUCUUCACGGCUACUUUCCACUACUGUUCAUCGCAUUUUUAUCUGUCACCUGUCAAGCUGAAUACUUCUCAUCAACCGACAGCUUACCAGUGCUGGCAGUCGCAGAGGAAGAUUUAAUACAGUGGUAUAGGAAUUUGCUCGAUUCUCAGGCGGACGAUUUUGCAGUAUAUCGCAAUUUCAUAGAAAAAGUAAAGAAGGAACAUGCAUUGGCGCUGGAGGAUCCCGAGGAAUAUCUGGGAAACCCUUUAAAUGCAUACAAAUUAAUUAAACGAACUGUUGUUGACUGGACUGUUAUAACGGAAAAUGUUGGGUAUAACAAAGGCCUGAAAGCACUUAAGGAAAACCUAACGGCGUUAACUGCGGAUAUUUCUUUUCCUGACGUUAAUGAAUUACGCGGUGCGGCCAAGGGUUUGGGUCGCCUACAGACCAUGUAUAAUUUAAGAACACCAGAUUUGGCAGAUGGUGUUAUCAGUGGCGUUUAUUACGGUUCGGAUCUCUCUGUACACGAAUGUUUUGAAAUCGGAAGCAAUCUUUUCGAAGUUAAGGAAUAUCCUUUGGCAAUAGAAUGGUUACAUUUAGCAUUGAAGCUGAUUUAUAAUGGUGAAACUGUGAGCAUUAAAACUUCAGAAAGUGAUUUUGGUGAUAAAGAGAACACAGAUGAUGAUACAGAGUUGAGAAGAAAUGAAGCUGAAUAUGCCGAUGAAUAUGACGAGGAUGAUGACGAUGACGAUGAAGAUGACGAAGACGAUGACGAUGACUAUGAAGAUGAUGAGAUGGAAGAUCUUAUUUAUGAACCACGAUAUGGUGUAUUUGCUCCUGUAGUAUUGUUCGAUUGGGAUGAAGAUGGUAACAUAAUUACUGAAGAUGAUAUUGAAAGAAGUGACAACCGUCAAGAAAAAUCAUUUGCAUCCGAACAAGACCCGGUAACAGAGAAAAUAUUAAUCGAAACACUGGAAUAUUUAACACUCGCCAACUAUGAGUUGAGCCAACAAGACGAAAUGCAGAUUUACAUUAACGAAAUAUUAGAUAUAAAUCCGGAACAUGUUUUUAAGGACUUGAGAGUUUAUAUGAAUACUAAAGAACCUCAAAAUCGCCCCGCUUUCGACAGUUUCUUUGAUUUGCAGCGUUUCGAAUGGUUUGCGAACUACUCACGUUUGUGUCAAGGUCAACAAGUGGAACAAAAAGGACUACAUCAACUCAAGUGCAAAUUAGAUACUCUCAAUCAACCACUAUUCAUAUUGGCACCAUUGCGAAAAGAAGAAUUGCAUGCAGAUCCCGAAAUUGUCGUGUACCAUGGAGUGCUAACCGAUAAACAUAUUGAUGAUAUACUUGAUCAGUCCGAAGCACAUAUGGUUCGAUCACGUGUUGGCGGUGGAAAUGAACAUUUGGUUCGCGAUGUGCGCGUCAGCCAACAAACUUGGCUAACAUAUCAUAGUCCAACGCUAAAAUACAUCUAUCGUACGGUAUCGGCUAUAACUGGUUUCGAUUUAACGAAUGCUGAAGAUAUGCAGGUGGCAAAUUAUGGCAUCGGGGGGCAGUACGAUCCGCACCACGACUAUUUCGAUAACUUUGAUCCGACUGUUAAAUCUCCAUGGAUUGGAAAUCGCAUAGCAACACAUUUAUUCUUUGCUUCUGACGUCGAGCAGGGCGGUUAUACGGUGUUUCCCUUCUUGAAUGUUUACGCAAAACCCGUAAAGGGUUCGAUGGUUAUGUGGCGUAACUUGCAUAAGUCUUUGGAUCCCGACAGACGUACUUUGCAUGCCGGCUGCCCCGUAAUCAAGGGCACCAAGCGAAUUUGCAAUAUUUGGGUCCAUUCUGGAUAUCAGGAAUUUAGCCAUCCCUGUGGUUUAAUACGUGACAACUACAAGUCGGCUCAUGUCAAAUAGAAAUAAUAAAUAAAUA
Messenger RNA from Bactrocera oleae (olive fruit fly), 2020 nucleotides. Its product is annotated as prolyl 4-hydroxylase subunit alpha-1. The record is from RefSeq and is a predicted model, not a curated record. Gene Ontology annotation, cellular component: endoplasmic reticulum. NCBI's taxonomy places the organism in Eukaryota, Metazoa, Arthropoda, Insecta, Diptera, Tephritidae. Gene Ontology annotation, molecular function: procollagen-proline 4-dioxygenase activity; protein binding; iron ion binding. Gene Ontology annotation, biological process: peptidyl-proline hydroxylation to 4-hydroxy-L-proline.